AAGACAAGUGGAAAGCGGAUGUGUUUAUUGUUGGAAUACACACUCUAAGAUAACGUACGUUUUAUUUUAACUUUUCGUAUUAAAUGUGUUACUUAAACGCGUAAUCUUUGUAAAUGCACGCGUUGUAUUAAAGCAGACUUUUCGACGAAGAGUAUAAACUUUGAUCUUUAAGAAGAGAUGGGAUUAACACGCGUUGUAUUAAAAGCAGACGUUUCGACGAAGAGUAUAAACUUGAAGACAAUAAUCAUCAUGUCGGAAAACGAAAAUAGGGAUAUCAGAACGAUACCUGACAAGGAUUUCAAAAGCGAAACGUAUAUCAUACGUAAACCUGUUCUGGUCACCUUCAUAGCUCAGGACCACCCCAUUGGUACCACCAACAACUCGAAACUAAAGAGCAUGGUUGUAGACAAGAAUUCGAAACUUGUAAAUCGCGAAGUAGAUAUUGACAUGAAGCUUUUAGACGAAUUCUUCAGAGAACAGUUAACCAUACAGCCCCAGGUCGAAUUUCUUGUAAAUCACAAACACGACGAAAUUCAUGAGUAUAUGAAAGCAAUAGAGGCGGAGAAGUAUGACGGUUUCUUCUUUGUUUUCUUAUCUUACCUCUCCCUCAAGGAACGAAACAAAAAGGGCGAACUUCCGUGCCUUAAAGUGGAAUGUUACGACAAAGCCGUACCGAUAGAGAAUUUUAUGGGUAUGGUAAAGGAACGUAGACACAUGGCACUGAAGCCGAAAGUAUUCAUCUUCCAAGCAGACGAUCUGGAUCUCAUGCAACCAAAUAUAAUAAAGAAAGCGUUUGGUUUUGGUGAAACGGUAGAACUAAAGACAAUGACGAUACCAACAGAUGCUGACCAGCUCAUGAUGCUGUCAACACUUCCACAACGGCUUCCAACACUACGACCGGAAACGAAUGUCGCCAUACCAACAGCGUCCGAGGGAGGAGGGGUGGUGGAUCAGCCAAGCGACGUUAGUGAAAAAGUCACAGUCAGGAAAGAGAAUUCCUUGCUGAUCAAAGCUCUUGUGGACGUUCUCAAAGCAAAUAGAGAUGUUGAUAUCUUAAGCUGCACUCCGCUGAUAAAUGGAAAGGUAGAGAAGCUUAUAGAUGCACUAGGCCUUGCAGACGAGUAUGGGAAAGAUUUCGUUAAAAAUAAACUAGUGUUGCCUGUUGUGUACUCCACGCUUACAAAAGAUCUACAUUUCUACAACGUGCGAGACAAUCCAAAUGGACUGUAACCGUCAAACUUCCGAAUGAUAUCAUUACACAAAAUAAUUCAUGUAUUGUUUUCGAAAACAUUGACAUUGUUGAAUACGUAAACAUAAAGUUAAUAUUAUAAUCAGACCUUAUACACGAUGUGCUACAGGCUAUAUUUGAUUCUGUUAUAAAUAUAUUGGCUGUUUGGGGUAUAAACACUUAACAAAAUAAGUCUGUGUGUUUUAUAACACAUUUAACUGUGUUUUAAUAUUUUAACAUUGCAUAUGUAUUGCAUAUGAUGUAUACACUAAACUAUUUAAUUAA
Molecule: messenger RNA, 1513 nt
Organism: Dreissena polymorpha
Lineage: Eukaryota; Metazoa; Mollusca; Bivalvia; Myida; Dreissenidae
Exons: 3
Coding region: 178-1230 (350 amino acids)
Biological process (GO): proteolysis
Molecular function (GO): cysteine-type endopeptidase activity
Source: RefSeq, a predicted model, not a curated record